CUUCCCCAAAUAUGAACUAGCACAAAAGAGAGAGAAAAGGAAAUAUUAAAUCAAUAUAUUUCCAGUUUGGGAUAAAAUGCCUAAAUAUGUAAAUCUCUUUUAUUAAUUUCCGGUAAUUAUUUUGGUUUUUUCCGGAGCUCAUCGUUAAACAAUUUCAGUGUUUCUGCUAAAUAUCUGGUUUCGACUUUUCAGUGAUUGUUUAUCCUGCAAUUUUGCUAUUGGGAUUUCUUCUCAGUUUCAACUGUUCGAAAUUUGCCGUCGAGUAAAAUAAUGGUGGUGGCGACGAGCCUCGCUUCGCUGCUGGAGAAGCUCAAAGUGGAGGAGCCUUACCUUCCACCGCGAAAUUGGGAAUCCUUACAUUCUCAGAGCGGUAGAUUUCCUCCUCGUGCUUCUGCUUCUCCGUCGUCUUCUUCCUCUGUCUCUGAAUCGAGCUUGGUCAGGUUGGCGUUGAAUGCUCUCCAAGGUGUUGAGUCUUCUCUUAUUAGCAUAGAGAAGCUCUCUUCUGUAUUAUGCUCUGAGCCAGCUGAUAGGACCACCCACACAAUUCCGAGCUUAUGGCAUCGAUUGUCAAGCACUGAUGCGUUGGGACAGAUUCUUAGAAAUAUAGGCUGCUUUGGUUCUUUGGUCUUUCUUCUCCAUAAGUUCGUAGACCAUUUCACAAGCUUGGAUUUGGAGGUGGAAACAGCACAAGGGAGCUAUAAUUUAGGUGAAAAUGAAGAACCCAACAGCAAGAGCUGCUAUACACUUGUUAAUCAGGCUUUUGCUAUUGCUGUGAGAAAGGUCCUAGAAGGCUAUGUAUCUGGACUGGAUACGUUAUGUGCGUCGAUAGAACUGAGGCGUUCAUCAAACAUUGUGGAUAGGUCUGACCACGAGUCCUCUUGGCUAGGCUGCCUUACAAACGUCGUUCAUCAAAAUAUAACAUUAUUGGAUGUUUUUCUACAUACGAUAGAGUUACGAACACAGAUUGACGCUCUUGCGAACAUAUGUGGUUUGUAUGAUAUAUCCCUAUCUUACUGUGGCUCUCCUUGGGAAUGUCUGAUUACUGAAGCAACCGCGGGAUUUCAUGGGUUCUACAGAGGAAGCGACCUGCUUACUUACUUAUAUUCACAACUGAAGGUUGCUGAUUCUGCUCAUAGUGCUAUGCUUAAGUUUUUGUUCCUCAAAUCAUGUGAGCCAUAUUGUGAGUUUAUAAGAUCUUGGAUAUAUAAAGCCGAACUUAACGAUCCUCAUAAGGAGUUCAUUUUGGAAUGUGUAAGUGAAUCGACAUCUCUUUCUUGGAAUAAACCUGGUGUCUCCCCGUUAAAGAGGGUCAGGGAGCAAGAAGGAGGGCUUGUUCCAUGUUUCCUGGAUGGUUUCUUGAUACCUAUACUAAGGGCUGGUCAACAGCUCCAAGUAAUUACAAAACUUCUUGAGUUGUGUAAUCUUUCUGCAUCUGGACACAAAUAUUACGCAGAUCUUCUUCCCUGUUGGACUCAUUAUUGUACCACUAGUUCAACGUACCCAUCUCCAAUAACUUUCAACAAAUUGCAUAUAGAAGUGAUGAUACAGAAAAGAGACGAUUACUACAGAAGAAUUCAAAAAAAACUUGGUGACCUUUCAAAAAAGUUUGAACUGUUCAUUGGGCAGGUUCCUGGAGCAAUCUCUUUACCAAUAUCCAAUGGCGACAGAGGAAAUAUUCAAAAAAGUUCCGUUUAUUUCAUACUGGAUGAGAGUUUACUAAAUCCUUCAGCAGAGGCAAUGGACUUGACCAGGGACCUGAGUUGUUCGGAUUCUGAUGACCAGAAAACAGAUGACAUAUGGUUUUCAGAGAUAGAUGCGUCAUGCUCAUCUGAAUGUUCAUCCACUAGGGAUUCUUUGGAAGUAUAUGAUGUUGGAAUCCUUGAUUCACAAAGUACAUUAAUGCCUUCACAAAGUUAUUUAUCAGCUCUACGUUUCUCUGUUGCCUAUCAGAAUCUGGUUCAGCAUGGUGAAGUAGGUUAUACAGAAAAUAAUUGUGUGAGGAAAGGUGUGAAGCCUGAUACUGAGCCAGAAGAGUCGACUGAAGUAUGUGAGGAUGAUAAAUUUAGAGGUCUUCUUUCUAUCAAGUCAUGGCCCUUUGGCGGAUUACCUAGAAAUCCAUUUUGUGCUGAGAAGUACGUGGAAGAUGAGAAAGAAUUUCCACCUAGUGUUUCGGGAGAUAAGAUUGAACAGAGGCACUUACUGAAUACUGUUGAAAGCACGCAAUUAUCAAACAACAUUCCGACCGGUGGUAGUUAUUCAAAGCAGGAGAGAAAGCAUAAUUUGUUGAAAGGUACAACGGUGAAGUACCCUUACGAGGUGCUCAGCAUGAAUCCUUUGCUGAGAUGUGAUUUCUUGGGCAAGCAUGGAACCACAAACAGCAGGGACCAGGGGAAAUCAUUGCCCUGGUUCGAUUUUUCUGCGGUGGAUGAUCCUUCCAAAAAGUGUCUUGCCAGGAUACCUGUAGGAUCUCAUGUUGAUUUUCACGUGGAAUCUCAUAGUUCUCAGACUGAUAGAAAGAGUCAUCGGCAGGCCAACCAAGAAAGUGGGAUAGAUAGGGUUGAUGUUGAAGAUCGUAUAGUUUCUUGCAGUCAUUUAUCUCCGGGUUCACAAGGUUGCAUUGAAGAGAAAAAAUCAAACGCAUAUGGUGGAAGUAGAUGGGAGGGUAUGCUUCUCAGAUCAAAUGACCCUGAAACUAGUGCAUCUAGUGAUUGCAGACAGAGCUCCUCCGGCACAUUUGAAUUACCACUUGAUUUUGUUAUAGACAAGUGUCUACUGCAGGAAAUACGUCUUCAUAAGCUAGCUAUCAAAUUGCUCGAAGAAGGAUUUGGCUUGCAAGAACAUCUGCUAGCUCUACGCAGAUAUCAAUUUAUGGAGCUAGCAGAUUGGGCAGAUGUAUUUGUAGUGACACUUUGGCAUCAUAAAUGGCUUGUUACAGAAGCAGAUAAGAGAAUUUCAGAAAUCCAAGGGUUUCUAGAAUCAUCAAUACAGAGAUCGUCAUGUGAACGAGAUACUUGUAAGGACAGGCUAUUUUUGUACAAAAGACAAGGCACAAUGCAUCUUCCGCCAUCAACCAUUGGAGUGCGUUCUUUUGAUUUCGUAGGGUUGGGGUACCGAGUUGACUGGCCAAUCAGUAUAGUUUUAACAUGUGAUGCGCUGAAAGCAUAUGCUGAUGUAUUUAGUUUUCUGGUUCAAGUGAAACUGGCAGCAUAUGCAUUAACUGAUGCCUGGUGUUCAGUGAAGGAUGUACGUCAUACGAUGCAAGAGAAGAAAGAGGGGAUGGCAAAGCAAGAACUCCGGUGGUUAAACAUAUUGAUGAAAUUAAGGCAUCAGGUCAACCAUUUUGUAUCAACACUACAGCAAUAUGUACAUUCGGAAUUGUCUCACGUAUCAUGGUCCAAGUUCCUUCAUUCCCUGAAGCAUCAGGUCAAGGAUAUGAUGGAUCUUGAGUCUGUGCAUAUGGCUUAUCUAAGUGAAGCUCUGCGCAUAUGUUUCCUAUCUGACGAAACCCGAGUCAUAUCUAACAUUAUAGAGAACAUCUUACAAUGCGCAAUCGACUUCGGAUCUUGUCUUCCGAGAGGCACUCAGAGUACAGGUCGAGUUCCAAACGAUUCGUGGACAAAAACGCUCGGCAUAAACACAUCUCAGGUGAUGAUGGUGAAGCAGAAGUUUGACAAAGAGUUGAAAGAUCUGCAUUUGUGUCACUUGAGAUCACCAAAACAUGGGAGGUUUGGGCUUUCACGCUUUUGGGACUGCCUUAAUUUCAACCUUUAUUAUUCAGAUAUCCUUCAUGAUUCUAACAUCUUUGCUCUUAUUACUUAAGAACCAACUAGGUGGUUGCCCGCAUAUAUGUGCGGGUAUAAUUUUUUUUAUAUAUAAUUAGUUGUAAUAUUUAAAUAUUGAUUAAUUUUUUUAAACAUUGGCAUAUUUGUAUAUAUAUUGUUUUAAUAUUUCACAAACUUCUUUUUGAAACCAAUGUAUUUUAAAAACUUUAUUUUUAUAAUACUUGUAAUAAUAUAU
Molecule: messenger RNA, 4017 nt
Organism: Thlaspi arvense
Lineage: Eukaryota; Viridiplantae; Streptophyta; Magnoliopsida; Brassicales; Brassicaceae
Source: the annotation of a GenBank genome assembly